GAUGGUCCUGGUGGAGACCAGGCCUGCGGGGGACGGCACCUUCCAGAAGUGGGCGGCCGUGGGUGUGCCCCCUGGAGAGGAGCAGAGAUACACAUGCCAUGUACAGCACGAGGGGCUGCCCGAGCCCCUGACCCUGAGAUGGGAGCCUCCUUCUCAGACCUUUGUCAUCAUCAUGAGCAUCGCUGGGGGCCUGGUUCUGCUGGGAGCUGUUGCUGGAGCUGUGAUAUGGCGGAAUAGGCACUCAGGUGAGGAAGGUGUGGGGUCUGAGUGUGCACUAUAG
Molecule: messenger RNA, 280 nt
Organism: Myotis davidii
Lineage: Eukaryota; Metazoa; Chordata; Mammalia; Chiroptera; Vespertilionidae
Product: popy class I histocompatibility antigen, alpha chain E-like
Exons: 2
Coding region: 2-280 (92 amino acids)
Biological process (GO): antigen processing and presentation of endogenous peptide antigen via MHC class I via ER pathway, TAP-independent; immune response; positive regulation of T cell mediated cytotoxicity
Cellular component (GO): external side of plasma membrane
Molecular function (GO): signaling receptor binding; peptide antigen binding
Source: RefSeq, a predicted model, not a curated record